GCAAGUGAGAAGUUUAGGAUUUUCCACGUGAUUUUCAGCAGCUAGCUAACGUUUGCUGCAUGGAUAUACACAUCUGAUGUGGACAAUCUAGCUACCAUUCCAUCGCCGAUUGACUGGUUAACCAUCAACAUGGCAAAGCAUAAAACAUCUGCAAAAACUCUUAUUAUUGAAGAUGAUGAAGUCCGAGAAGAUGGUGAUGAUAUGAAUCCCUUUUCCUUCAAAGAGUUCAUCCGCAGUAAAAACCAAGGGGAUCCAGAUGAGAAGAAGUACCCAACGCGAAAGGAGGCAUAUGGGCGCCCAUUCCUGGCAGAGGGGGAAUAUACUAUCCCGGGCCCUAAGAGCUUCGAUCAAGACUUCCAGGGUCACUUUUACAUAGACCCCGCACCGUUUCCUCAGUCUCUGGACAAUGAGACAAAGGAGUGGGCUGGGAGUUACCAGCCAUCAGCCAUUGAGGAGGCGCAUGAAUUUAGACUGUGUGGCACUGCAGCAGCAGACAGCAGCACAUACUCGGGUCAGUCUUCCCUGUGCACAGAGGAAGAAGAGGAUACUUCCUUAUCUGUAUGGCAGGUGGUUGAAGAAUUCUCACCAAAGACCCCCCAGUACAGGAGGGCACCAGUGAACUAUGAGGGAGAUGACGAGACAUCCAUGGCAGAGCUCUUCUACAAGACCAAGAAGAGUAGUACAGAGAAUGGCCAUAGGGAUCAACAAAAGCUGAGGGAGGAAAAUACGCAGCUCAGGAAUAACAUUAAAUAUCUUGUGAAAAAGUCUGACAAGGAUGAUCAAAGAAUUCGACACCUCACAGAUGAGUUGCAGAAGAGAAGAGUGCAGGAGGAGAGGGAGGCUCAGGCUUUAGAGACCAUGGUCCACUCCGUAGAGCAGAACCUGCAGUUAAUGACCAAACGAGCAGUGAAGGGUGAAAACAUUGUGUCAAAACUCAAACAGGAGCUUCAUCAAUUACAGGGCCAAGUAGAGGGGUGCCGAUAUGAGAAUGAGAGACUUCGAGCUAGAGAGACAGCUGCCUUAAAUACAAUGAAACACAAUGCGCAAGUGGCCUCGGAGUACCUUAACAAAGCAGCACUCAAUGCUGAGACUUCCAUCAAGCAAUUACUUACAGGAGCAGAAACUCUUUGUCUAGUAUCUCAACUGCUGCAGUCCAUUGACAACAUAUCUGAGAUUCACAAUGAAGGCUGAUGGAGUUUAAGGAGGCUAUAGAAUUCAGAUCUAGAACCAUCCAUCAAGAAACUGGAAAACAAUUAUGGCGUGUCAUUGUCACUCAACACUCACAGAGAAUCUAAAGUUGUAGCACUGAUUUGUGACAAAAUAAGAAAUAUUGCUUUUUUUACUUGUACUUCAUAAAAUGUUUAGUUUUGAACCACUUUAACAGGCCAUUUGAAAACAAUAUGCUAGCAGCUGUAUUUAAAGCUGAGGCAAAUAUGACUCAGAUUUCAAUUAAUAAAUGUGACUCAAAGUUG
Salvelinus sp. IW2-2015 is the source of this 1472-nucleotide messenger RNA. RefSeq names its product endosome-associated-trafficking regulator 1-like. Gene Ontology annotation, biological process: regulation of cytokinesis; positive regulation of protein localization to cilium; positive regulation of cilium assembly. NCBI's taxonomy places the organism in Eukaryota, Metazoa, Chordata, Actinopteri, Salmoniformes, Salmonidae. Gene Ontology annotation, cellular component: early endosome; recycling endosome; ciliary basal body. The record is from RefSeq and is a predicted model, not a curated record.